GGGGAAGUAGAGAAUAAUUUUCUUUUCUCUCUGUGCUUCCGUGGGGCCCUUGCUUAUUUUUCUCUCUUACUUUUCCCUUAUAUCAAAUUUCUUUCUUCUCCCCUUGUUCUUCUGAGCAGGGGGAGUGAGAGAGAAAGGUUGCGGUGGAGUUCACCAAAGGAACAUAAGACAGACCACUUGUCAGGGCAAGGCACACGCUGCAGAUCCUGCUCCUGCUGAGAUUCACUGGCAUUCUUAUCUUUGGAGAUUUUCUGGGAUUUUGUGUGAUUCUUCUUAGAAAUGGACAACUCUGUUCAUCAAACAACACGUUGCUUCACUCCUACAGACUCGCCACAUGCUCACUACCAUGUGCCAAAGGAUGUGGACAGCACAGCGCUGGGCAGCACAGCAGAGCUCUGUGGCUCCUCAGCAAACAGGAGGGUCGGUCUCAGCAUGCACCGCGGGUAUCUCGUCCUCACUGCCUUCCUGGGGCAACUGCUGGAAACCAUGGGACAGGUGUCCGUCACCCAGCAAGAAGGACAAGUCACCGUGGAGCAGGGAAACACCUUCCAGACAAAUUGCACAUACCAGAGCUCCACAUUCGAUGCGUUGUUCUGGUACCAGCAGAAGAAGGGACAAGCCCCUCAGCUGAUUUCUUAUCAAGCAGGAAAGGGCACCAAGCAGAAGGACCGUUUCACCACAGAGCUGAACACUGAUGGGAAGCACAGUGUUCUGCGGCUGAAGAAAGUUGAGCUCUCUGACAGCGCCUUGUACCUCUGUGCUGUGAGAUUACCUUGUGCCAAUCAGGGAUAUGUGAAACUGGCAUUUGGAGCUGGCACCCAACUUCUUGUUACCCCAAAUGUUGUUCCAUCUCCUUCGGUCUACAGGCUGACCACUAAAGAUGAUGAGGAUUUGGAAAUGUGCCUUAUCACAGAUUACGCCCCUGAAAACCUUAAUGUUAAAUCAAACUCAGCUAAUAGUAGGACUGAAGCUGUUGUGGAGGUGGCAACAUCCGAGAAUAAACAGGAAGCAAGCUACCUGACAACCUACUGGGCCAAGAAGGAUAAAAUGGAGUGCGAUGCAGAGCACGAGAGAUUUGGAAAAUUAGAAGGAAAGGAUCCUGAAAGUGGUGCCUCCACUGUCUGUGUUACAGGGAUGUCACCACACUUCAGGACAGAUGAAAACCUGAACAUGCUGUCUUUCACACAGCUGGGCCUGAAAAUAAUUUUAAUGAAAGCAGUAAUUUUUAAUGUGGUGAUGACAAUCCUUAUGUGGAAGAAAAAAGAAUGAAAGUAACCGGUGAAGACCUAAGUACCAAAAAAAUCUGCUGAGAAUCUUUACAGGAGCAUCGGGUGCAAGAGGGAACACAGGCCAGGCGUUCCUGUUGCAACAGAUAGCACAUCGUGUUUUCUGUACAUCAAACCAGUCGUUAUAGUCUAAAUUGCUUUAUUUGCAUUUUAAAAAGCUACUCAGAGAUAUGCUUACAGUUCUCGGCAUUGUGCUCUCCCACAGAUCUGAUUCAUUUAGCAUGACAAUGACUUUUUUUAUUUUUGGCUGAAGAACAGAUUGCUUCUCAGAGUAUUCAUUUGCAACUGAAAUGGCAAAGAGAGUCUUAAUCAGGGUGCUAUGCACCAUGUCUUUCUGUCUUUUGCUGUCUGAGCAAGGUGUAUUCCUCCCUCUACCCCCACCCCAUCCCCCCAAAAAAAAGAAAAAAAAAAGCUGCUAGAUCUCCCAGAAGUCCUUAAGUUAGUGAAAUUCUUGCUUCUCUAUCACAGAAGAAUGCUUUUUGCCAUUUUUCAAAGUCUACCUGUCAUUUCUUUAGGCUUUUGGCUGCUAUUAAAUAAUCAUUACCAAUAAUAAGAAACUUGUUUGUCUUUUGUAUCUCUUGUUGGAGGAACUUGUUUUGCCCUUCAGAUGAGUUUUAGGAUCAGAGAUGGCCUUUGGGGUGAAGGAGGGAAGGGGUGCCAGGAAGAGCAGAACACAGCUUGGUCCCCAGGAACUGUUUGCAAUAAUGGGCUUGAUCCACUCCAGGGGAGCGUCUACAACCUCCUUUUUCAGGACAUCCACUUCCCCGCUGUUUGGGGGAGAACAUCGUGGCUGGCUUAGAGAGAGGAACAGAACCGUGCACAUCCCCUCCAAACCUAGGCACUGUGCUAUGUGAAGACAGUGGUGAAAUACAGCUUGCCAACAGUAAGAGGACUAGAAAGUGGUACAGGUUCCUGAAGGCAGUUGUCUACUCCUACGGGAAGCAUAGCAGUCUGUAAUAUCCUGCCCCUAAAUGUCCCCUGUUCUCAAGUUUCAUGGGAGAACAAGGUACCUGCUUUGCAUUAAUGACAUUACUGACAUUGACUGGUCUGAGUCUCCAAAUUCAGGCUCUCACAGUCUGAGGACUGGAAAGGAGAUGUUCUCCUUUUGUGACAAUGGUCUCUCCAUCUUC
Messenger RNA from Cygnus atratus (black swan), 2416 nucleotides. Its product is annotated as T cell receptor alpha chain MC.7.G5-like. Lineage: Eukaryota; Metazoa; Chordata; Aves; Anseriformes; Anatidae. The record is from RefSeq and is a predicted model, not a curated record. Gene Ontology annotation, molecular function: peptide antigen binding.